Messenger RNA from Rhinichthys klamathensis goyatoka, 3388 nucleotides. RefSeq names its product ring finger protein 38 (gene rnf38). The coding region runs from base 187 to 2217 and encodes 676 amino acids. The record is from RefSeq and is a predicted model, not a curated record. The transcript is spliced from 13 exons. NCBI's taxonomy places the organism in Eukaryota, Metazoa, Chordata, Actinopteri, Cypriniformes, Leuciscidae.
UCGCGCUGAUGGUCUGUCACAUUAUUUCUCACUGACACCGUCUGAGCGGAGGAGCACCACGCCAAAAGAUCAGCUCAAAAACACUUCAUAACGCACAGCUCCACUCAGCUCCGGUGUUUUUAAUCUGUGUUUUCUGGCGUGGAAUCGGAGAGGAGGAAGAGGGGGAAUCGUAUAAGCCGAAAGGAAAUGCCAAUCGCCACUACUGGUCAUUCAGCGUCUCGAGAGCCCCGCGUCUGUUCCCCGGACCCCGUUCCCAAGCGUGCUGAUUUAUGCGAGGACGCAGGGGCCCAGCCAGCGGAAUACGGGGGUUCGGAGGGGGGCCACAGCCUGGGCAGCACUAGACUUUCUGGAGCACUCGAGAGCUCCUCUGCGGCGUCUCAUUCCCCUCCCACUUCCCCUUUCCACCACCACCACCAUCAUCAUCAUCAUCAUCACUCCUAUCCAGUGACUAUGGAGCCACCCAGGACUCGAUCACGCUCGCGGUCUGGAUUUUACCACGGUGGAUUACCUAACUCGAACGGUAAUGCUGGGAGUGGCGGUGGUGCGUUAAGUCCAGCUGGAGGAAUAAGCCACCACCACCACCAACAGCAGCAGCAGCAGUUCGGAGCUGCUCAUGGACACAUGGAAAACCUGCGCCCACCCGGGAGCAUGCUUUCCCCAGGCGCCCACAGACACGCAGGGCCUGGAAUGCACAGAAACUCCGGAGCAGGUGCAAUGGGAGGAGUAUACCACUAUCAUUCAGAGCAUGCGUGUGCAGACGCCACUGACAAGACGGAGGAUUCUCCUAGUCCGAAGAGACAGCGUCUUUCCCAGCAGUCUGUCUUGGAGUUUACCUCGGCCCCUCCUUCCACACCCUCACCACCAAUCAGACCAUGGGAGCUUCCGCCCAGUCGCAGGCCACACCCCUAUCCCCACCCACACUACCACCCCGAGCGCUGCCACACACCUGCACGGCACAGACGCAGUCCUCCAGUGCGGCGUCAGCGUGGCCGACGAGAACGCCUGUCACGGCACCAUCCCCCUCAUGGUUCCCCGGGUGGGGGGCAGGAUGAAAACUACCGCCACCCUCCUCACCCACAUUCUCUUCAUCCCUACGGCCAGCCACCAUCCCACCCUCCACCCGGCCUUGAUGAGCCCCGGGCCUUUCACCCACCCACGCUCUCGCCGCGGUUAUUGCACCCGCCGCAGCAGGGCGCCAUGGUGAUGGACCUCCAUGAGCAGCUCCCUCAGGGUACGGUGCCGGUAUCAUAUACAGUUUCUCCAGUGCCGCCCCAUGGUCUACCCGCUCCCCUCUGCACAGGACAGCAUCUCCCAGCAUGCUCUUCUCAGCAGCAGGUCCCUGCCUGUUCUGUGGUCUUCAGCGGACAGCAACACUAUCCAAUCUGUAGCGUACCACCUCCAAUGUUGCCGGCAUGUUCGGUGCAGCAUUUGCCAGUGCCGUACGCAUUUCCUUCUCUUCUCUCCAGCGAUCCACCCUUCCUGCUUCAUCCUCCGCAUCUGUCACAUCAUCCGGGCCACCUCCCCACUCCUGGACAGUUCUUACCCUUCCAGACACAACAGUCUCGAUCUCCGCUGCAAAGGAUAGAGAAUGAGGUGGAGUUGUUGGGGGAUCAUCUGUCGGUAGGUGGAGGGUUUAACUAUCCUCACUCUGGCCAUCCUAGUCCUCUGCCCCCUUCCACCCCACUACAGUUCCUCUCCCAUGAACCCCUGCACCAGGAGCUCUUUGGUGUGCCGUAUCCCCACUUCAUGCCUCGGAGAAUCACAGGCAGACGCUACCGCUCUCAGCAGGCCGUACCUCCGCCUCCAUACCACCCAAGUCUGCUGCCCUACUUCCUGUGGUUCAGAUCUGUUCUUCCAGUCCAGCCAACAGCAGUGGGUCCCGCCAUUAGCUUAGAGCUGGAUGUAGAUGAUGGAGAGGUUGAGAAUUAUGAGGCUCUGUUAAACCUUGCCGAGCGUCUCGGAGAAGCGAAGCCUAGAGGUUUGACGAAAGCCGAUAUCGAACAGCUGCCUUCCUACAGAUUCAACCCCAGCAACCAUCAGUCUGAGCAGACUUUGUGUGUAGUGUGCAUGUGCGAUUUCGAGUCUCGUCAGCUGUUGAGAGUACUGCCCUGUAAUCACGAAUUCCAUGCCAAGUGUGUCGAUAAAUGGCUCAAGGCUAACAGAACCUGUCCUAUUUGUCGAGCUGAUGCCUCUGAAGUCCAGCGGGAUUCCGAGUGACCCUGCUCACCGAACACACACACACACACAUACAUGCACACCACUAAACACUUCUGUCAUUCUCCUACCCUGUUACAUUCAAUUAACUUCCAAAUGCUAAAUUACUCCUCACACACAGAUGACUGCUGCAAACGAUUUUUGAGAACUUUGAAUCAAAAACAUUGUUUGAUAUUCAUCUAUGAAUAUCCAACUAACUGAGACACACACGCACACACACAAACACACAUGUCCCGAUGGUUGUUUGAUCACUAAUUCUUUUGAGUGGAAGUCCAAAGAUUAUGGUUCAUAUUAUCAUUCUGGUUAUGUUUUGGUUCUGAUAUUGUUUUUUUGGUUUUUUAAUAUAUAAAUAUAUAUAGUUUAGUUCUCCCCUUUGGGGGUGGGUGUUGGUAUGUUGCAGUCUUGUGUGAAUGAGUGUGUGUAUGUGCACUAACAUUCCCGGCUAUGUGAGCACACCGUGGUGUGGUGGUCUUUACGAAGGUUAAUGUUGUGAUCAUGGGCUUUUAUAUUUUACCAACAAAUAUAGCUAUAUAUAAAUAUGUAUGUAUCAAUAUAGAGGGACAAAUUACAAAAUUCAUAAUUUUUUUUAAUAGGAAAAAAAAUUGUCUUCAAAAAAUGGAACAAAAGAUUGCAUAAGAUUCAAAUUAUAUCUAUACAUAAAAGAGGGGCUUUUGGGUGGGUCUUGCUCAAUUAUGAUUUAGCAGUUUUUAUAGAAUUGGAAAAAUGUGAGGUGUGUGUGCUUUUGUGUGAAAGAGUGUGUGUAUUAGAGAAUCAGUUGUUUGUUAUUUAUCCCAUAUGUGUGGUACAGAACACUGGCUUGUCACUCUCACUUUUAUUCUCGUCUGGGAUUGGCUGAGGAUGUGCACUGACAUGACGUUAUUGGUUUGGGGGGGCAGUGGAAUAUUCUCAAAGUUCUUAGAUGUAUCCUGCUGCAAUUUAUUUUCUUCAGGUUUUUUUUUUUUUUUUUUUUUGCCACCGGUCACAUUUUUCUAUAGUAUUGCAAUUUUCAAAACAUAACCAUUUAAAUAUGUAUUCCUAAUCCAUAUCCAGUCCUGCAGAUUGAUUGUGUAGACAAAUUACCACUUUUCUCAUUAAGCACUUAAGGCACCAUAGUGUAAUUUAUUAUUGUUUGAUGGCUGCGUAGACCCAGAUUAAAUCCUGGUAUUUGCCUUAA